Nezara viridula (southern green stink bug) is the source of this 1845-nucleotide messenger RNA. NCBI's taxonomy places the organism in Eukaryota, Metazoa, Arthropoda, Insecta, Hemiptera, Pentatomidae. The record is from the annotation of a GenBank genome assembly.
UUAUGCUUCUUAUCGUUUGAAGUUGACCUCCGAUCCAAGAUUCUAUUUUUACAUAUAGUCUUAUUUUGUUAAGAAUAAUUAAUUUUAUCUUAAAUCAUUAAGAAAUAAAGAUGUGCGUUUCUUCUUUGUACCUCGACUAAUUGUUUUUGUAAUUAGAAAAAUAAAUGUUUUCAAAAACUACUUGUUUUCAUUCCAUUGUAGUUCAAUGUAAUUUAUGUAUUUUUGGUUUCAGUUACAACUGAAUAAUUUUCUCUAGUGAUCAAUUUUAGUAAAUAUGAAAGCAUGGCAAAUAGUCUCAAGCUUUCAGUUUAUUCAGAUUAUUUCUAUCUGACAGUAGCAUUGUUAUUUGUUAAUAUUGUUAACACAUUUAAACAAACCUCAGAAGUUCAACCAGAAGUAGUUUUUCACCUCGGAACAAAAACACCUUACAGGAUUGUUGCUUACACUAAUGACAGCACAGUGGAAUAUCCAGGCUGUUAUCCAGUGAAGAUUUUCGGAAUCAUUCGGCAUGGAACUCGUACACCUGGGAACAAAGUUAUUAAUAAAGUUAAACAAAUUAUUUCCACUGUUAAGUUGAGCAUUGAUACCAAAGAUACUAUUUCAUUUUUGAAAGGAUUAUUAUGGAAAUCACAAGCAAAGAAAGAGUGGUCAUCCUUGUUAAGUUCAGAUUCAGAAAAAUUUCUGACGACUGAGGGAGAGAAUGAAAUGAUGUUACUGGCUCAGCGUUUCCAAAAUCGUUUUCCAUCUCUGUUACCAACAAUGUUUUCUAAUAAUUCUUAUUAUUUUAAAUAUACAGAUACCCAGAGAACAAAAGAAAGUGCAAGACGCUUUACUAUUGGCCUGUUCGGUGAAGAAGGUAGUGAUUCUGUUUGGUUUCCAAAGCCUCCUCUGCAUGAUCCAAUUCUUCGGUUUUACAAACUAUGUGACAAAUGGAAAAAGGAAGUAAAGAAGAAUCCUAAAACAAAGUAUGAACUAAACAAAUAUAGAACAUCUCCUGAAGUUCAUAACAUGCUAAUGCAGGUUUCUAGUCGAAUUGGCUUAAACUAUACUUUAUCAUUUGAUACUUUACAUCUCAUUUUCACUGCUUGUGCUUUUGAAACUGCUUGGUUCCCUCAGAGUUUCUCACAAUGGUGCAGUCCUUUUGAAAAAAAAGAUAUAGAGGUAAUGGAAUAUUUUGAGGAACUAAAAUAUUUUUGGAGAGAUGGCUACGGCUAUGAUAUUAACCAUGAACAAGCCUGCCCAUUGCUGCGGAAAGUUACGGACUUCUUUAUGGAUAAGGCUGGUCCAAAGGCCAUUUUUUAUUUCACUCAUUCCGGAACAUUGCUCAAAACUCUCUCUCAUAUUGGUCUUUACAAGGAUGAUUUCAAGCUUACUCAUGACAUAGAUUUGAAACUAAGACAAAAGAGGAACUGGAAUGUUUCAAAAAUGAAUUCAUUUGGGAACAACUUGAUAUUUGUUCUUUUCAGUUGUGAAGAUGGUGAAAAGUUAUUGAGUCUACACCAGGAACGGCCAGUUAUCCUGAGCGGAUGUCCGAAGGAAGAGCUCUGCCCAUUUCUGACUGUUCGUAAAAUCAUGCCAGCAUCUGCAGAAUACCAAUGUGACUUUACCCGAAUCUGUUCCUUGUAAUUUAUUUUAUCUAGUGACUUAAUCUUGCAUCUACCAUUAAAUUGAUAGAUGGCUUAAGGUAAUAUAAUAAUUAAUUUUAAAAGCUAAACAGGAAUGAAUUGAUGAUUAAAAAAAAAAGCUAAUUUAUCCAAGCUUUUGUAAAAUUGUGCUACAAUAGAGUACAUACUUAUGUUUGGAAAAUUAAAGCAUUUAUAUUUCUAAUUUUAUAAAGUAAUUAUG